Messenger RNA from Solanum dulcamara, 1916 nucleotides. RefSeq names its product calcium-dependent protein kinase 20-like. The record is from RefSeq and is a predicted model, not a curated record. Gene Ontology annotation, molecular function: calmodulin binding; calcium-dependent protein serine/threonine kinase activity; calcium ion binding. Lineage: Eukaryota; Viridiplantae; Streptophyta; Magnoliopsida; Solanales; Solanaceae. The coding region runs from base 256 to 1896 and encodes 546 amino acids. Gene Ontology annotation, biological process: protein autophosphorylation; intracellular signal transduction; peptidyl-serine phosphorylation. The transcript is spliced from 7 exons. Gene Ontology annotation, cellular component: cytoplasm; nucleus.
CCAACACACACCCCCAAAACCAAAAAAGGAAUAAAAUUUCCCUCAUAUAUUUCUUUGCCAAUUUUUAUAUUCAUUGCUUUCUGGGGGCCAGUUGGAUCAUUCUCCUUUUGUUGAAUUUCAAAGGAAAAUUUGAAAAGAUUUUUUCUUUGUACAUAUAUUGUUGAUCAUGGUAUCAACAAAGCAAGUCUGGAUAAUUAUAUUCAAGGAAAGGUUGAGAUUUUGAUUCUCUGAGCAAUUAAUAUAUCUUAUGUUUUGAUGGGGAAUACAUGCUCUGGACCCACUUUGAACAAAGAUUCAGCAGAUUCAUCAAAGACAGAUGGAAAAGGCUCUGAUUCUAAUAAUGUCCAAAACACCCCUCCUCCACAUCUUCAGAUACCUGGAGAUCAGGAUGAAAAAUCAAGAAAUUCCGAAAAGGACGACAUGAACGACACUGUUGUGGAGGAUGUGAAAAGAAACAAGUCUAGUAAUCUUAAGCGAGUGAUGAGUGCAGGCCUCCAAGUUGAUACUGUUGUGGGACGAAAAACCGUCAAUUUGAAAGAAAUUUAUAGUUUAGGAAGGAAAUUAGGACAAGGGCAAUUCGGGACAACAUUUUUGUGUGUGGAAAAAGCUCAAGGAAAGGAAUUUGCAUGUAAGUCAAUUGCUAAAAGGAAGUUGACAACUGAAGAAGAUGUGGAGGAUGUAAGGAGGGAGAUUCAGAUAAUGCACCACUUGGCAGGCCAUCCUAGUGUUGUACAGAUUGUUGGUGCUUAUGAGGAUGCUGUUGCUGUUCAUGUUGUAAUGGAGCUUUGCGCUGGUGGGGAACUUUUCGAAAGAAUUAUAAAGAGGGGGCAUUAUACAGAGAAGAAGGCUGCUGAACUUGCAAGAGUAAUAGUAGGUGUUGUAGAAGCAUGCCAUUCACUCGGUGUUAUGCAUAGGGACCUCAAACCUGAGAACUUCCUUUUUGUCAAUGAGAAAGAGGAGUCCUCAUUGAAGACCAUCGACUUUGGCUUAUCUGUCUUCUUUAGACCAGGUGAAACCUUCACGGAUGUGGUUGGAAGCCCUUACUAUGUAGCACCAGAAGUCCUGCGGAAGCGUUAUGGUCCAGAAUGUGAUAUUUGGAGUGCUGGAGUAAUUAUUUAUAUACUUCUUAGCGGUGUGCCUCCAUUUUGGGAUGAAACGGAGCAAGGAAUAUUUGAACAGAUUGUGAAAGGGGAACUUGACUUAGUAUCCGAACCUUGGCCAGCUAUAUCAGAAAGUGCCAAAGAUCUAGUCAGAAAAAUGCUUGUGAGAGAUCCCAAAAAGCGGUUGACAGCUCACGAAGUUUUAUGUCACCCAUGGGUCCGUGUAGGUGGAGUUGCUCCAGAUAAGCCUCUUGAUUCUGCUGUUCUUUCUCGUCUCAAUCAAUUUUCUGCAAUGAAUAAAUUAAAGAAGAUAGCAAUCAGAGUUAUUGCUGAAAAUCUGUCUGGUGAGGAAAUUGCAGGAUUGAAGCAAAUGUUCAAAAUGAUAGACACAGAUAACAGUGGACAUAUUACGCUGGAGGAACUGAAAAAGGGUUUAGAAAAAGUUGGUUCCAAACUUAAGGAUUCAGAAAUAAACAGUUUAAUGCAAGCGGCAGAUAUGGAUAAUAGUGGUACCAUUGACUAUGGCGAGUUUAUCGCUGCUAUGCUCCAUCUAAAUAAAGUCCAGAAGGAGGAUCACAUGUAUGCCGCUUUUUCAUAUUUUGAUCAAGAUGGUAGUGGAUAUAUCACACAAGAAGAGCUCCAACAGGCUUGUGAGAAGUUUGGUUUGAGCAAUAUUCCCAUGGAAGAACUUAUGCGUGAAGUUGAUCAGGAUAAUGAUGGGAGCAUUGACUACAAUGAAUUUGUAGCAAUGAUGCAAGAUACUGGUUUUGGUAAGAACGGUAACAAGAGAGUGUGAGAAUUGUCACUCCAGAGGCC